Messenger RNA from Penicillium egyptiacum, 540 nucleotides. The record is from the annotation of a GenBank genome assembly. Lineage: Eukaryota; Fungi; Ascomycota; Eurotiomycetes; Eurotiales; Aspergillaceae.
AUGUCCACCACAACGCCCCCGUCAAUCCCUCAAUUCUCCACAUCCCCCUGGAUCAUCCUCGCAAUCACGAGCGGCGCCUUCGCUGCAUUGAACGGUGUUUUCGCGAAAUUAACAACGGAUGACCACACAACGGCCUUCGCACAAUCCCUCGCCCACCUCUUCGGUCUGGAGUCAUCGCCUCUGAUUGAGAUGCUCACUCGAGGUGUAUGUUUACCCUUUCUUUUUUCUUUAUAUCUGGACUAUCCAUAUUCUCUAAACCCGAGUCCAAAGAUUACCCAUCUACCGCAACAUACAUGUAUAACUGCCUGUCUCGGCUUAAACGUCCUCUGCAAUAUAAUAAUGUGGGCACUUUUCACGCGCGCGCUAACAGCCGGCCCCUCGACGGUCAAAGUCUCCAUCACGAAUACCGCGUCGAAUUUCUUGGCGACGGCGCUGUUCGGGAUGGUCGUUUUUCAGGAGGCUGUUGGUGGGCUUUGGUGGUUGGGAGCUGCGAUGAUGGGUGCUGGGUGUAUUUUGGUUGGGAUGCGGGAGGGGGCGUAG